This is a messenger RNA of Phyllopteryx taeniolatus (common seadragon), 10345 nucleotides long. It is a transcript of the gene sdk2b, whose product is annotated as sidekick cell adhesion molecule 2b. Lineage: Eukaryota; Metazoa; Chordata; Actinopteri; Syngnathiformes; Syngnathidae. The coding region runs from base 535 to 7296 and encodes 2253 amino acids. Gene Ontology annotation, molecular function: protein binding. The record is from RefSeq and is a predicted model, not a curated record. The transcript is spliced from 46 exons.
CGCGCAGCCACACAGCCAGCCGGGCUCUCCUCCUCCUCCUCCUCCUCUCCUGGCACACUCCGAGAGGACCCUUGUGACCGUGUCCUCCUCUCCCUCGUCUCCCUCCAAACUUACUCUCCGCUUGCAUCAAAGUGCUCCAUUUGACUGCCAAGCGUGACUGCGCGCCGUGAAAGAGCGUGGAAGUUGUGUCCGGGGAUGCGCGCGGCUCUCCAGCUGGUUUCCAAGGCUGAGUCUGCGGGCUGCCGUUCCUGGUGGUGACCCCACGAAUAGGACAGUACAAGUUCAGAGCGGCGCACACAGGUGUUCCCCGUUGGAAAUGGACCUCACGCGGACUCAAACUGGAAUCGUCUGAUUAAUUUAAACAUUUUUUGGGAACCACACACGCUGAAAUAACUCAGCAUUGUUGGACCGCUACGAGGGACCGCUCAACAGCAGCUCAGCUUCCAGGACAUCCAGCACCAUCAGCAUCCAGCGGGGACUCGGCGCACGCUCACCCGGCACUUGUUGUACUCUGCGCGGCUGUCUUUUGGGACCAUGACGGCUGGCCCCUGGAGCUCAUCGAUGUGGCGCGCCACGUGGAUUUUAUUUCAACUCUUCGUCACGCAAUCCACAUUUGGUCAAGAUGAUGUGCCUCCGUACUUCAAAACGGAGCCGGUGCGAAGUCAGCUGCACUUGGAGCGCAACCGGCUGGUGCUGACCUGCAUGGCCGAGGGCAGCUGGCCUCUGGAGUUCAAGUGGAUCCACAACAGCACCGAGUUGACCCGCUUCUCUCUGGAGUACAGGUACUUGAUCCCGUCGCUGGACCGCUCCCAUGCAGGCUUCUACCGCUGCAUUGUCCGUAAUCGCGUGGGAGCACUGCUGCAGCGUCGGACUGAAGUGCAGGUGGCUUUCAUGGGCAGCUUCGAGGAGGGCGAGCGCGACCAGUCCAUCUCGCAGGGAGAGGGUGCUGUCGUCGCGGCUCCUCGCAUCCGCAGCUUCCCGCAACCGCAGGUCACGUGGUACAGGGACGGCCGCAAGAUCCCGCCCAGCAGUCGCAUUGCCAUAACACUGGAUAACACGCUGGUCAUCCUGUCCACGGUGGCGCCAGACGCCGGCCGCUACUACGUCCAGGCAGUCAACGAUAAGAACGGCGAGAACAAGACCAGUCAGCCCAUCACCCUCUCGGUGGAGAAUGUCGGAGGUCCGGCGGACCCCAUCGCACCCACCAUCGUCAUCCCGCCGCGGAACACCAGCGUCGUCACGGGAACAUCGGAAGUCACCAUGGAGUGUGUGGCCAACGCUAGGCCCCUCAUCAAGCUGAGCAUCACCUGGCGGAAGAACGGCGUUGCCGUGAGCAGCGGCCUGAGUGAUUUCAAUCGCCGACUGACCAUCCUCAGCCCCCUGGUGGCUGACGCCGGCUACUACGAAUGUGAGGCCAUGCUGCGCAGCAGCAGUGUGCCGUCCGUCAGCGCUGGCGCAUACCUGCAUGUGCUCGAGCCGCCGCAGUUCAUCAAAGAGCCGGAGAAGCACAUCACGGCUGAGAUGGAGAAAGUGGUCGACAUUCCCUGUCAAGCGAGAGGUGUGCCCCAGCCAGAUAUCGUGUGGUACAAGGACGCCACGCCCAUCGAUCCGGUGAAAACGCCUCGGUACCGGGUGUUGACGGGCGGCAGCCUGCAGGUCAACGGCCUCCUGCCCGACGACACCGGCAUGUUCCAGUGCUUCGCCAGGAACGCGGCGGGCGAGGUCCAGACCAACACGUACCUCGCCGUCACCAGUAUCGCUCCCAACAUCACUGCCGGUCCCUCGGACAGCACCGUGAUCGACGGGAUGUCCGUCAUCCUGCACUGCGAGACUUCCGGCGCUCCGAGACCAGCUAUCACCUGGCAAAAAGGAGAGCGUGUCCUGGCGAGCGGUUCGGUGCAGCUGCCUCGCUUCACCCUGCUGGAGUCAGGCAGCCUGCUCAUCUCGCCCUCGCACAUCUCCGACGCCGGCACCUACACCUGCAUGGCCAGUAACUCACGUGGCAUCGACGAGGCAUCCGCCGACCUCGUGGUCUGGGCCCGAACCCGGAUCACGACGCCCCCGCAGGACCAGAGCAUCAUCAAAGGCACCAAGGCUGCACUGACCUGCGGUGUCACACACGAUCCCAGCGUGAAUGUCAGGCACCUGUGGGAGAAAGAGGGCGUGGCCAUCAACGUGCACGCCAUGCCGCGCGUGCAGCAGGACACCGACGGCACGCUGCACAUCUCGCAGACGUGGUCGGGCGACAUCGGCACCUACACCUGCCACGUCACCUCGGUGGGUGGCAACGAUUCCCGCAGCGCCCACCUCCGUGUCAGGCAGCUGCCUCACGCGCCCGAGAACCCUGCAGCAGUGCUGAGCACUUCCGAGCGGCGUGCCAUCGACCUGACCUGGGCGAAGGCCUUCGACGGCAACAGCCCACUCAUGCGCUACAUCCUGGAGGUGUCUGAGAACAAUGCUCCCUGGGCGAUCCUGCUGGCCAGCAUCAAACCCGAGUCGUCGGCGGUGACGGUUAGCGGCCUGAUUCCGGCGCGUUCCUACCAGUUCCGCUUGUGCGCCGUCAACGACGUGGGCAAGGGCCAGUUCAGCAAGGAGACAGAGCGCGUGUCGUUGCCAGAGGAGCCUCCUAGCGCUCCUCCGCAGAAUGUCAUCGCCAGCGGUCGGACCAACCAGUCCAUCAUGAUCCAGUGGCAGCCGCCACCCGAGAGCCAUCAAAACGGCAUCCUGCGCGGCUACACCGUACGGUACCGUCUGACGGGGCUGCCGGUGGACUACCAGAUCAAGAACAUCUCCAGCCCGGACGUGACCACGCUGCUGCUGGAGGACCUCAUCAUCUGGACCAACUAUGAGAUCGAGGUUGCCGCCUACAACGGGGCAGGCUUGGGCGCCUUCAGCCACAAGGUCACUGAGUGGACCCUACAAGGAGUGCCGACCAUCGCCCCUGGCAACGUGCUGGCGGAGGCCGUCAACUCCACGGCGAUCCGCUUUACGUGGACGGCGCCCAACCCGCAGUUCAUCAACGGCAUCAACCAAGGCUACAAGCUGCUCGCGUGGGAGCCCGGGAAUGAGCGUGAGGCGGCGGCGGUGACGGCGCGGCCCAACUUCCAGGACGGCGUGCACGUGGGCUACAUGACUGGCCUGAAAAAGUUCAGCGACUACUACACCUCCGCACUGUGCUUCACCACGCCGGGCGACGGACCCCGCAGUCCCCCAAAGCUUCUGAGGACGCACGAGGACACGCCGGGCGCUGUCGGCCACCUGAGCUUCACCGAGAUUCUCGACACGUCGCUCAAAGUCAGCUGGAGUGAACCCAGCGAGAAGAACGGCAUUCUCACAGGCUACCGCAUCUCGUGGGAAGAGUUCAACCGCACUAACACACGGGUCACCCACUACUUGCCCAGCGUCACCCUGGAGUAUCGCGUCACUGGACUGACCGCGCUCACCACGUACACCAUCGAGGUGGCGGCCAUGACGUCCAAGGGACAAGGCCUGGUCUCGUCCUCCACCAUCUCCUCGGGCGUCCCGCCAGAGCUUCCUGGCCCACCCACCAACAUCGCCAUCUCCAAUAUCGGCCCACGCUCCGUCAGCCUGCUCUUCAAGCCGGGCUACGAUGGCAAGACCUCCAUCUCCCGCUGGCAGGUGGAGGCCCAGGUGGGCGCUGUGGGAGACAAUGAGGACUGGGUGACGGUUCACCAGGUGUCCAACCUACCCGACGCACGCUCCCUGGAGGUUCCAGGUCUCAAUCCAUACACCUAUUACAGGUUCCGUAUGCGUCAGGUGAACAUCGUGGGCAGCAGCCCCCCUAGCCAACCCUCCAGGAAGAUCCAAACGCUUCCUGCCCCUCCGGAUGUCGCCCCCGCCAAUGUCACACUUCGCACCGCCAGCGAGACCAGCCUGUGGUUAAGAUGGAUGCCUCUGCCUGAGUGGGAGUAUAAUGGCAACGCGGAGCAGGUGGGCUACAGGGUGCAGUACGCCAAGGCGGGUUCGUCGGGUCGCCCGCUCACCCAGGCUAUACCCGACCGCCUGGAGAGAGAGUUCACCAUCGAGGACCUGGAAGAGUGGACCGAGUACGAGGUGAGGGUGCAGGCCCGCAAUGGUAUCGGGCUUGGGCCCUGGAGCCAGCCAAUCAGAGGCCGAACCCGAGAGUCAGUGCCGUCCUGCGGGCCAACUAACGUGUCGGCCUUCGCCACCACUUCCAGCAGUGUCCUGGUGCGCUGGUCCGAAGUACCCGAGCCGGACCGGAACGGACUCAUUUUGGGCUACAAGGUGGUGUACAAAGAGAAGGACUCAGACAGCGGCGCCCGAUUCUGGACGGUGGAGGGCAACGCCACCCACAGUGUCCAGCUGGCGGGUCUGGGCAAAUACGUCCUGUACGAGAUCCAAGUCCUGGCGUUCACCCGCAUUGGAGACGGGCGGCCCAGCUCCCCGGCCAUUUUUAAAAGGACCCUGGAUGACGUGCCAGGACCACCAAUGGGCAUCCUGUUCCCUGAAGUCCGCACCACUUCAGUUCGCUUGAUUUGGCAGUCGCCCACGCAGCCCAACGGGAUCAUCCUGGCGUACCAGAUCACGUACCACCUCAACUCCACCAACGGCAACACCGCCACCGUGGACGUGCUCAACCCCAGCGCCCGCCAGUACACAGUCACCGGCCUCAAACCCGAGUGUGCCUAUGUGUUCCGUAUCACGGCGCAGACGCGCAAGGGCUGGGGCAAGGCCGCCGAGGCACUGGUGGUCACCACUGAGAAACGAGCUCGACCGCAGCCCACCAGCCGCCCCGCCGUGCCUCAGAAGGAUGUGCGCGCCCGCCGCGUUCUCCUUUCGUGGGAGCCCGGCAGCGACGGUCUGUCGCCCGUGCGCUACUACACCGUGCAGCUGCGCCAGCUCCCCAACAACAACUGGACCGUGCACUCGGCCUCCGUCAACCACGACGCCACCUCCUACGUCGUCUCCAGGCUGAAGCCCUUCACGUCCUAUCAGUUCAGAGUGAAAGCCACCAACGACAUCGGAGACAGCGAGUACAGCGAGGAGAGCGACGCCAUCACCACUCUGCAGGAUGCGCCAGACGAAGCACCUGUCAUCUUCUCGGUCACGCCCCACACAACUACGUCAGUGCUGAUUCGCUGGAAACCUCCCCACGAGGAGAGGAUCAAUGGAAUCCUGCUGGGCUUCCGCAUCCGCUACCGGGAGCUGCUGUACGACCGUCUUCGAGGUUACUCCCUCCACGCCAUCAACAGCAUGUCAGCGUGGGCCGAGCUCACCGCCCCCUACAGCGUCCGCAAUCUGAGCGACGCCACUUUGACGCAGUUCGAGUUGGACAAGUUGAACAAGCACAAGCGCUACGAGAUCCGCAUGAGCGUGUACAAUGCCGUAGGCGAGGGGCCCACCAGCCCGCCGCAGGAGGUGUUUGUUGGAGAAGCAGUUCCCACAGCGCCCCCACAGAAUGUGGCCGUUCAGUCCUCCACCGCCACUCAGCUGGAUGUCACGUGGGACCCGCCGCCGAUCAACGCUCAAAAUGGUGACAUCCAAGGCUACAAGGUAUACUUUUGGGAGUCCCACCGCAAGAACGAGACGGAGCGUCUGCGGACCCUGUUCAUGCCCGAAGGGGGCGUGAAGCUAAAGAACCUUACCGGCUACACCAGCUACAUGAUCAGCGUGGCCCCCUUCAACGCUGCCGGGGAUGGGCCCCGCAGCCCCGCCAUCAGGGGGCGCACUCAGCAAGCAGCCCCCAGCGCCCCCAGCUUCAUCCACUUCAGCGAGCUCACCACCUCCUCUGUCAACGUGUCGUGGGGCGAGCCGGCCCUGCCCAACGGCAUCAUCGAAGGCUACCGCCUGGUCUAUGAGCCCUGUACGCCCAUUGACGAGUCUUCCAUGGCCUGUGCCGACUGUCUCCACUCCCCCUCCUCCCCCCCAGGCGUCAGUCGGACUGUCAUGGUCGACGUGAAGGGCGGCAGCCCCCUCUGGCUCAAGCUCAAGGACUUGGCCGACGGCGUCACUUACAACUUCCGCAUCCGAGCCAAGACGUUCGUGUACGGGCCCGAGGUGGAGGCUAACAUCACCACCGGCCCCGGGGAAGGAGCCCCGGGACCCCCAGGGGACCCCUUUAUCACUCGCUACGGCUCAGCACUGACCAUCCACUGGACCAGCGGGGACUCGGGUCGCGCUCCGAUUACACGCUACGUCAUCGAGGCUAGGCCUUCUGAUGAGGGCUUGUGGGACAUCCUGAUCAAGGACAUCCCCAAGGAAGUGACGUCGCACACGUUCAACAUGGACAUCCUGAAGCAGGGCGUCAGCUACGACUUCCGGGUGAUUGGCGUCAACGAUUACGGCUACGGCUCACCCAGCCUUCCCACUCCCUCCAUAUCCGCCCAAAAAGUGCCCCCCUUCUACGAGGAGUGGUGGUUCUUGGUGGUGGUGGCCCUCGUGGGGCUCAUCUUCAUCCUCCUGCUGGUCUUCAUCCUCAUCAUCCGAGGACAAAGCAAAAAGUAUGCAAAGAAGUCAGAAUCAGUGUCUCUGUAUGUGUGCGCAGGUAACAACGCCAACUGCAACGCGCUGACGCACGGCGACAUGGUUAGCCUGGACGAGGGCCGCUUCCCCGCCCUUGAGCUCAACAACCGACGGCUGUCUGUCAAGAACUCUUUCUGCCGGAAGAACGGCGUCUACACCAGGUCUCCUCCCAGGCCGAGUCCAGGCAGUUUAAACUACUCGGACGAGGACAUGAGCACAAAGUACAACGACUUGAUCCCUGUGGAAAGCAACAGCCUGACCGAGAAACCCUCCGAAAUCUCUGACUCGCAGGAGGCGCUGGUGUUUUCAUACGGAACAGGUGGUCUACAUACACUUCCACUGCAUUUGGGCAGUGACACUGAGUACGAGGUGGACGCCAACCGCCAGAAGACGCACUCCUUCGUCAACCACUACAUCAGCGACCCCACUUACUACAACUCAUGGCGUCGCCAGCAGAAGGGCAUCUCCCGAGCACAGGCCUACAGCUACGCCGAGUCGGAGCCAGGCGAGCCGGAACACAACGCCACACCGUCCCAGCUGCCCCCUCUGCCGCCUCUGCCCCCCCAACUCAGCUCGCCCAGCCCCCAACCCCAACCCCAACCCCAGCCCCAGCAGGCGCAGGGACAGCCGCCCGGCCAGGGCAGCCUGUUCAGGCCCAAAGGCAGCCGGACUCCCACCCCGUCUCAGCAGAGCACCAAUCCCCCCGGCCAGCACGCCGCCGUCUACAGGCCCCCCAGCAGCCUGGCCCCCGGCUCGCGGGCCCCCAUCGCAGGCUUCUCCUCCUUUGUGUGAGAAUUGCAGAAAAAGAACUAAGGAAAUUUCUGGAAGUUUCAACCUGGCUUCUUUUUUUUUCUUCUUCUUCAUUUUUCUGACACCUGUGGCUACGCCUUCAACUUGAGACUUUCUGAGUGCAAGACACAUGAUAAAGAUACACACUUUUUCUUAGUGUUUUGUUUGCAUGACUUCUUAUUUCUUUUUUUUUUUAAUUUGAUUUUCACACACUCCAUUGGUACGGCCCCCCAGCUCACUGCGCCUCCAAUUACUCCUUUUGUGUGUGAAUUACAGAAAAGGACUAAGGACAUUUUCUGAAGUGUCCACCCGGAUGUUUGUGUGAUUUGUGCUUUUUUUUUUUUCCAAUUCACAUUUCCGAUACUUUUACGAACACCUUCAGCUUGAGACUUUCUAAAACACUUUUUGACACACACCGAUACAUCCGCUACACUUUUUGUUAGAGUUUUGUUAGCAUGACUUAUCACUUUGCUAUGUCCCACACAUAGGAUCAUCUUCAACUUGAGACUUUCUGCAACACCUUUACUUAACAUACAGUCCGGUCCAUAAACAUUUGGACGUCCACACAAUUCUCACCUUUUUGGCUCUAAACACCAUCACAAUGAAUUUGAAAUGAAAUUAACAAGAUGUGCAUUAACUGCAGACUUUCAGCUUUAAUUUGAUGGGAUUUACAUCCAAACCAGGUGAACGGUGUAGGAAUUACAACAGUUUUUAUGUGCCUCCCACUUCUUAAGGGGCCAGAAGUAAUGGGACAAUUGCCAAUGGAACUGACUUAUAUUUACUAAUUAUGUGACUGCUGACAAAAACAGCAGGAUGGAUUCUGACGUGUGUUGGACAAUAUUAUCUGUUCGUAGUCAGCCAAAUGCUUGAAAACUCAUUGGACGGCGCUUCACAGUGCAGAUGGACAAUGGCACGAAGCAUACUCAGAUAGCAACCAGACUUUUUUUUCAUGAAAAAUUUUAUGUAAUGGCCCAGUCAAUCCCCUGACCUGAAUCUGACUGAGCAUGUAUUUCACUUGCUGAAGACAAAACUGAAGGGAAAAUGCCCCAAGGACAGAACUGAAGUUGCAGUAGAGGUUUGGCAGCAUCGCCAGGGAUGAAAUCCAGCAUCUGGUCAUAUCUAUGCAUUCCAGACUUCAGGCUGUUAUUGACUGCAAAGGAUUUGCAACAAAGUAUUAAAAAGUGAAAGUUUGAUCUAUGAUUGUUAAUUUGUCCCAUUAAAUUUUGUUCCCUUAAAAGUUGGAGGCUUAUAUACAAACUGUUGUAAAUCCUCCACCGUUCACCUGAUUUGGAUGUAAAUUCCCUCAAAUUAAAGCACAUCUCAUUGUUGUUCCCCCCCCCCCCCCCCCCCCCCUCAUUUUAAAUCCACUGUGGUGGUGUUUAGAGCCAAAAAAUAUGACAAUUGUGUCAAUGUCCACAUAUUGAUGGAACUCACCGUUUGAUCAUACUACUACUACUAAAGCUUUUUUUAGCAUUUUGUUGGCAUGACUUAUUUAUUCAUUCACCUUCCACACUUUUACGGAUGCACUCAACUUGAAACUUUCUGCAACAGUUUUUGACACAUGACUAUAAUACAAUUAGUACACUUUUUGUUAGCAUUUUGUUCACACGACUUGAAUUGUUUUCAUGCUCCACACUUUUAGGAAUGCCUUCGAUUUGAGAUUUUCUGCAACACUUUUUCCCACAUGAUCAUACAUCUACUCUGCAUUUUUUUUUAGCAUUUUGUUCAGCGGACAUCAGUUUUUUCCUCUCCCACACUUUUAGGAAUGCAUUCGAUUUGAGACUUUCUGAAUGACUUUUUGACACAUAACGAUGAUACAACCGCUAUACCUUUUGUUAGCGUUUUGUGAGCAUCACUCCUUUUUUUUGGUGACACCUUUAGACACACCUUUAACCUGAUACUUUCUGCAACACUUUUUGACACAGUGAUGAUAGAUGUACUCCACUUUUUGUUAGCAUUUUGCACGCAUAACAUUUUUUUAUUUGUCAAACUUCAGAACACCAACUUCAGACUUUUUGCAAGACUUCCACACAUGACGAUCAUACAUCAACUUCACUUUUUGUUAGUUUUUGUUUGCAUGACAUCCUUUUUUUAUUUCAUAAACACAACUUGACUCUCUAAGACACCUGAUGUUGAUACAUUUACCAAACUUUUUGUUAGCAUUUUGUUUGCAUGACGUAUCUUUUUUUUUUUUUUUUUUUUUUUUUGUAUGCACACACUCAAGUGGUACUACCUUUGUAUGCCGUGCAAAGUCACAAGAGUCCUUGAACACAUAUAUACAUAGAGACAUACUUAUGUGUAUAUAUAUAAUAUGACGCUAUAUAUUAUAUAUACGUAUCUAGAGGACUAGUCAGUGCUCACUCAGAAUUGAUGGCAACUGGAAUAGUUUUGGGGAAAAAAGUGCUGUUGAUUGUAUAAAAGUUGCAAAUGUUGUAUUUGUGUGUGUGAAGCAACAAUCAAGUAGCACAUCAAAGAUCAGCUGGACUCAUACUUGAGUCAUAUAUAUGACUUUGUAUAUCGAGUCCAUAUUCCAACGGAUGCCUUUCACGCACAUGGAUGACAUCUGACAGAGGACUGCGGACAUUUGCUGGAUAUUUUUGUGGAUAUUUCUACUUGGGAUCACUUUGGAAUCAAUGGCAGUAACUUGAAAACAAAGGAUAUUCUCUUUUUUUGGCCCUUCUGGUUUCUGGCUUCUGGCUUCCGAUUGAUGAUGUCAUCAGAUCACCUCACCGCAAAUGAAGCCAUUGUCCUGUCUCCAUUGCUUUGUUCGUGUGUGUGUGUGUUUUGGCACACGACCCAAGCUUUACAGAUCAUUCAGUGUGUGUGCGCGUGUGCGUGUAUGCGUAACAAACUGUAAACCUGCCCCGACACUCAAUGCUACAGUGAAAACUCGACGGUUAGUUUAUUUGAACAGUGUCAUCUAAUUGUCAAUAUUUUUAUUAAUUUUUUCCUGUGAGGUGAUUUUGUUUCGUACGCGAUAAAAGCUUACCAUGUAGAAGAAUGAAUAUAUGAUCACAGUACAUUUCGGAAAUAAAUUAUUUUUCAAUGUUUA